CUCAGAGGAAAGAGAGAUCCUGAGAGGCAGUUGCAUGGCAGGUGAGGGGAUGGUCAGAGAGACCAUGGAGCAGAAGCCUCAUCAGGAAGAGGAGCAAGUGAAAGCACGUGGGGCAUUGUUGCAAAGAUGCAAAGGGAGUGUGUCCAGGAGUUGUGAGCAGGGAAAAGGUUCUCAGGGGCAGCACAGGCCAGAGAAGCGGCAGGGAAACGAGCCAGCACAGAAAGUUGGAAUAUCUGUUAAUUAUUGGGGAACUCACAAAGGCCUCAAGGAAGCCACGGCCCAGCAGAGAAUCCUGACGGGAGAGAGAAAUAACACGGGCUUUGAGUGUGGGAAAAAGUUCAAGAGGCGCUCACGUCAUCAGAGAAUCCAUGCCAGAGUGAGACCUCAUGAGUGCUGCGAGUGUGGGAAAAUCUUCACCGAGCACUCAUGCCUUUUAAGCCAUCAGAGGAGCCACACGGGAGAAACCCUAUAAAUGCUGUGAGUGCGGGAA
This is a messenger RNA of Mauremys mutica (yellowpond turtle), 490 nucleotides long. Its product is annotated as zinc finger protein 850-like. The transcript has 2 exons. The record is from RefSeq and is a predicted model, not a curated record. Gene Ontology annotation, molecular function: DNA-binding transcription factor activity, RNA polymerase II-specific; RNA polymerase II cis-regulatory region sequence-specific DNA binding. Bases 35 to 472 code for a protein of 145 amino acids. NCBI's taxonomy places the organism in Eukaryota, Metazoa, Chordata, Testudines, Geoemydidae. Gene Ontology annotation, biological process: regulation of transcription by RNA polymerase II.